This is a messenger RNA of Dermatophagoides farinae (American house dust mite), 3846 nucleotides long. RefSeq names its product microsomal triacylglycerol transfer protein (gene Mtp). Lineage: Eukaryota; Metazoa; Arthropoda; Arachnida; Sarcoptiformes; Pyroglyphidae. Gene Ontology annotation, biological process: lipoprotein metabolic process. The record is from RefSeq and is a predicted model, not a curated record. Gene Ontology annotation, cellular component: endoplasmic reticulum; Golgi apparatus; basolateral plasma membrane. Gene Ontology annotation, molecular function: lipid binding.
AAAAAAUGCUUGACAAAUUCCACGUCAUUGAAUAAUUUUGGAAACAUUUUAAACUCACACUCACUUUCUGAAUGUUGAUGACCGAAUGAAUGAUUUUUUUUCUAUUAUUUUGUAACCAAAAAGUCACAAGGUUGUCAUGCAACAAUUCUAACCACCACCGUGUUCAUGAUCAUCAUCAUUCAUGCCGUUCAUUAAUAUCCCCACAACAGUAACAUACCUGAAUAUAUUGAUUCGCCAAAAAAUAAAAAAUAAAAACCAGUCGAAAAAAAAGAAUCAUUUGAAAAGUACAUAUCUACUCAGCCAGUUUAUUGUUAUUGUUACUUGUAGAAUAAUUAAUAAUAACUCUAUAUAUAUGCAACAAUUAUCGUAGUCAUGAAAAUACCAAUAAAAAACCAUUCACCAAUUAAUAAUCAUUGUGAUGAUGAUCAUCAUCAUCAUCAUAAACAAAAACAUUUAUUUGUCUUUGAUUCUUCAUCGUCAUUCAAAUCUAAUAUUUAUCAUUGUCGUCGAUCAACACUGUUUUUGUCAAAAUUUUUCAUUCUCAUCACCAUUGUUAUUGCUUUGAUACUGAAAGCUCCAUCGAGUCUAUGUCAUGGAUCAUUGCCUGGUAUCCAAUAUCAAUAUGAAUAUCAUUCGAAUAUUAUUCUGAAUAAUAAUGAUAAUUUGGAACCGGCCGGAUUUCGUGUCAAAGGACAAGUCAUAUUGGAAAAUGUUUGGCAAGAUAAACGAAGCUAUUUGGCUCUGAUUGAAUUGCGUCAAUUUAAAUUUGAACCUCGUGAAUCAUCAUCGUCGACAAGAUUUUUUGAUACCAAUGCUGAAAAUGUCGAUCAUAAUUGGCCACCAGUUUUAGUACAUAUCAAUGGCCAUGAUGGUCAUCUACAGAAUUUAUUCGUUGAAAAAUCUCAUGAUAAUCACCAUCAUCUGAUUGAACCAACACAAUUAAAUUUGAUUGUUUCAAUUAUGAAUGCACUUCGUAAUCGUCGUGAUCAAAAAUCGGAUAAUCAGAUACUGCCAUAUGAAUGGGAACUACAAGGACGACAUUUAAUUCGACGUAAAUCGGUCCAAUCUGAAUUAAUGGAAGAUUUUGGUAAAUAUUCAUUAUUGGCACCAUUGAUUACGGAUAAUUGGGAAAUUGAAUCUGAGUUGGCCAUCGAUCAUGACAUCUCUGAACAUGUAAAGGGAUGGCAAAAUGUUACCCUAGAAUCGAAAAUAUAUCCAAAUGCACAUUCGAAAUUGUUUGUCAAUUUUGAAUUGAAAUUAAUCAGCCAGCAUUCUUCGGCAAUCGUUUCGACAUUAUCAAAAGCUCAAAGCAUUUCACAAGCCGUAUAUCUGUUUGGACAUCAUAUACGUUCGAAAUCGAUGGCUUCACUUGGCCCGAGUCAUUUUCAAGCCGAACGUAAACCAUGUCAACCACAUUUUUGUCAAUCAUUGUCUGAAUUUAUCCAGGAAUAUAAACGUUCAUUAGCUGAAGAUCAUUCAUUGGCUACAAACUCUAUGUCAGUAGCUUUUCUUCGUCUUUUGAAUUAUAUUCGUAUAAAUUCCCACAAAAUCAGCCGUAAAGAUGUAGCUAAAUUAUUACAACAAUUGGAAAAAUCACGUCGUAAUGAUGACAAUAUUUGGAGUACAUUGAUGGAUACGAUUGCCGCUAGCCGUCAUGGUGAUGCUAUGCUUGCUGCUUUGGAUCAUCUUAAUCUGCCUAAAUGCCAAGGUGAUGAUCGUGUUGGUGAUUGUGAACGAUUUCUAGUCGUAACAGCUAUUUCCGGAUCAACCGUUGCAAAUAUGGGCUCAUCUUAUGUGGCUGAACAUAGCUUAAGUGUCGAACAAUUAUUGGAUUUAUUUGUUCCAUUAUUGAGUAAUGGAUCAUGGGCAGAUCACCGUGUUCGAAAUUCAUUUGCGAUGACCGUUGCCACAUUAUUGCAUUCAUAUCGAACAUAUGUGAAAACUUUAUCACACGAUAAUUUUAACAAUCAAUCAAUCAUUGCCGAUCAUAUACCAUAUGAAUCUAGUCGUAUGACAUUACGUCAUCAUUCUAGUCCAACACAAUUUGUCGAUGUUUCACCUGAAUCAAACGCAAAAGAUGAUAAACCUGAUUUAAAAUCUCAAAACCAUGAUCGUCGACAUCAUCAACAAAAAUUGUUGCAAAUAUCGGAAAAAAUCAUCAAACAAUUACAACGUGAUUUAGAUAGCUGUAAAGAUGUCGAAUGUCGAAUUGUUUAUUUACAUGCAUUAGGCAAUACUCGUAUUAUUUCGAAAUUUGGAAUGCUGAAUACAUUGAAACGAUAUGUGAUCAAUGGUGGAAAACGAGAAUCGGUAGCCGCAAUGCGUGCAAUGCGUGAUUGUGUAGAAACAGAAUUUGAAUCAAAUGCCUUCGAUAUGAAUGAAAAAUUAUCAAUACGUCUACGGCAAUUAUUGGUCCGUAUUCUGUAUGAUUCAAAUUUGGAAACAACCACACGAUUAAUUGCAUCGGAAUUGUUAGCCAACGUUGUCGAUCGAGACGGUGAUAUAACCAUUGAAUUGAUAAAACAUUUGGAUAAAUUUCCAUCAGAAUUGGCAACAAUGAUCUGGAAACGAGCCGUACAAAAUGUAUUGUUGAAACGCCGCCAAAAUCGUUUACCCGGUGUUAAAUCCGAAAAUUGGCAUCUACAUUCAAAAAUUUUAUCUGGAUCUUCUGCAUCAUUUAGAUAUGUAAUGGGUGGUACUGGUUAUGCUAAUGCUUCUUAUGGAGUUUUUCUUGAACUAUUGAAAGGAAAACUACCGAAAGAAACAUCAUUCAACGUGGACAUUAGCCGUGAUAAUCAAAUGUAUCAAGACAUCAUUAAUGUCGGUUUGUUUGCACGAGGUUUACAAUCAUUUGCUGGUGAAUCGGAUGAUGGCGAUGAAGAUGAUGAACUUUCUACUAAAUCAUCAUCUGAUGACGAAGAAUCAACAAUGGCCGGAAUGACGUUACAUGUAUUGGGUCAACAAUUACGGCCAUUAAUAUUUUUUCGUUCGACUUCUGAAUUAAUGGGACAUGUUUGGUCAGGUACUGGAUCAGAACCGACAAGCGUUUUUCGUGCCAAUCUAUUGCUAGCCGAUUAUUUGGAUGUUAAACCAUUGAUCAAUGGAUUUCUUGUUGAACAAACAUUGAAAGGUGUAUUUUCCAUUGAUCUUAAUGGUGAAAUACAGAUCUCUAUAUGGAAUCGAAAUUCUCAUUCAAAUGUUCAGACAAAAGGUGCCAUAUUGUUUCAAGGAUCUCAGGAAAUUUAUGCAGCAACCGAUCGAACAAAAACAUCAGCGAAAAAAAUGUUUUCAUUCGGUGCUGAAGCACAGCUGAAUUUUAUUACAGAUUUUGAUUUCUAUUCAUCACCAUAUCGAAUAUGCAUACAGAUUACGCAGCCGGAAUUUAUUUUCAGACAUAAUACAAGAAAAUAUGAACAAGUUCAUUCUGAUCAUUUACAUCGUCGUAUACAUCGACGUUCAUACAAGAUUCCGGCCAAAUCAUAUAUGUUAAAUCGUGAUAAUAGUGAAAUGUGUGCUAUGAUGAACGGAAACGAUAAUAAUGGUGGUAUUAAUGGUGGUAAUGGUGGACAAGAAGAUAAUUUUUUCAGUUUUGAUUAAUUCACCGUUUUGUCAAAUUGUGCUGAAAUGAACUGAAUUGAACUCUAAACUAAACAUCAACAUUCUCGACCUUGAUCCUGAUUGAUUUUAUUUUUAUUUUUUUAUUAUAAAUUAUAUUUUUUUUACAUAAUAUUAAUAUUAUAAUAUGUGUUCUCGCCUACGGGUGAAAAUUGUGUCUAUGUUUGUGUUUGUGUGUAUGAAUUUCUAAUCUAAAAUAAUAAUAAUAAUAAAAAAAUGUUGUGUUUUCAA